Messenger RNA from Meloidogyne enterolobii, 1659 nucleotides. NCBI's taxonomy places the organism in Eukaryota, Metazoa, Nematoda, Chromadorea, Rhabditida, Meloidogynidae. The record is from the annotation of a GenBank genome assembly.
GAAAAAACAAAUCUAAAGAAAAUAAUCAAAUUUACAGACCAAGACUCGAAAUCAAAAAGGGAUAAAUUGAAAUCAAAUAAUAAGCAAACUAAUCGGGCAAAAGAAAAGUUAAACGAAACAAAUAUGGAUGUAUGCAUUUGUCACCAAGAAUACAAUCAUUGCGUGCAGAACAAUAUUAACGGAGAAAUUCCUGACAUUUUACCGAGUGAAGAUCUUGAAGGCAUCAACUUUACUGAAAGUUUCGCUACUCCAUCGAAUUAUAGCCGAGAUAGUGAUUUUUUAUUUAAUCCAAUAACAGAAACAACAACCACGACAACUACACGAGCACCAGACGUUGUUGAAGCGAUGGGAUAUGAAGAACUGGAAGACGAGAUAGCAAUAAGAAACAAGGCACAAGAGAAUCUACGUUUUGCCAUGGGAGAGAAACCAAUAAAUGAGCGAAAAACUAUGUCACAAUCAAAGGAUGAGCUAAUAUUAAAAUGUUCAUUUAACCAAAGAGACUGUGAUAUUGAAAAGGAUUUUAAACAAAUUUUUGAUCCGACUUAUGGAAAUUGUUAUACAUUUAAUUGGAAUCGUAAUGCAACAGUUACAGCAUAUAGAGCAGGAGCCAAUUAUGGAUUAAAGGUUAUGCUGUAUGCGAAUGUAUCCGAGUAUUUAUCCAUAACAGAAGCGGUUGGAUUCCGAAUUACUGUGCACGACAAAUGGACGGUUCCAUUCGCGGAUGCUUUUGGAUACAAUGCUCCCACUGGUUUUAUGUCUGCAUUCGGUGUUAGAAUGGUUGGUCAUUUACAAUUUUCAAUUAAAAUUUUUGAAAAAAAAUUUCAGAAAAAAUUUUUUCGACUUGAACCGCCUUAUGGACAUUGCAGCGAACGAGGAGAUAAUUCAAAAACAUAUAUUUACAAGGAUUACAGCUAUAGCAUUGAAGGAUGUCAUAGAAGUUGUACCCAACAAGAAAUAAUCAGAAUUUGUGGGUGUGCUGACCCUCUCUACCCAGUUCCUAACUCAGCUCAUGCUUGUCCUGUAAGUGAUCCUGAUGCAAGAAGGUGUAUAGAUAAUGCAACAAGAGAAAUCAGUGAUCUAAUCUCACAAGAUAAAUUAUUCAACUGCACAUGCCCACAGCCUUGCAGGGAAACAGGUUACGAAGUAACUUAUUCGGCCGCAAGAUGGCCUUCAGGAACAACAAACGUAAUGGAAUGUAAAAGUAGCGACGAUCUGUGCAUGGAGAAGUAUAGAACAAACGCAGCAAUGAUUCAAGUAUUUUACGAAGAGCUCAACUAUGAGACAUUAUCUGAAAGCCCGGCUUAUGGAUUGACUAGUUUAAUCGCCGAUUUGGGUGGUUUGACUGGUCUAUGGAUUGGAAUAUCAAUUGUCAGCAUUCUGGAAGUAGUCCAAUUAAUCUGGUUCUGUCUAGAUUUCUACCACACCAAAAAAGUACAACAAGUAAAACGUUCGAGUACGCCUCUUUCAUCAGUUGGCACAGGUUCGAUCUCAAAACUUAAAACAAGCAAAACGCCAAGUAACAAUCCAUCACUUGGCGGACGUUCUUCGAAGUCAUCAAAAUCAUUGCCAAAAGAUAUAGCAGUCAUAAAAGUAAUCACACUAUUUACUGAUGAAUAUUACUAUUUUUUUCCAGGAAGAGCGGGAAAGCCGGCAAAGUAA